Messenger RNA from Dermacentor andersoni, 1720 nucleotides. RefSeq lists its product as uncharacterized. NCBI's taxonomy places the organism in Eukaryota, Metazoa, Arthropoda, Arachnida, Ixodida, Ixodidae. Gene Ontology annotation, cellular component: membrane. Gene Ontology annotation, biological process: sensory perception of taste. The record is from RefSeq and is a predicted model, not a curated record.
GGAGCGCUGUUGGGCAUUGCUGAGGACUGAAUGUUCACAUCGAAACCGCUGCGAACUAGCUGCCUCUUUCCUCUGUCACCCUAAGCCAUCAUGGUCAGCGCCAUGGCUGCACGGAUCAAGCCUUAUGCCUGGCUCUGCCGGGCAGCCGGCGUUUUCUUUAUCAGAGAUCUUCAGUGCGGAAGCGCAAAAGAUGUGGUGGUCAGCUGGAAGUCCUGGUACACCCUCUACUCAGCCGGCUGCCUUCUGACCUUUACACUGGCUGAGCUGUACUUCGUCGCAAACAACUCCCUCCGCCUCUUCACCACAGUUCGUUCUUUCACGAAGUCUCUCGUGUUAGUCAUCCCGACGGUCGUGGCCUUCAAGGUGGUUGUGAACAUCGCAAGCGCCGUGUUCGGCUCCUGGACCAUGCUGGAGUUUUUCAAGAAAUCGGCGGAACACGAGAUGAGGACGGCGUUCGAUUGGAAGAAAUAUCAAUGGAGUUGUCGCCUCAGCUACACACUGAGGUGCGUUCAUCCUGUAGUUCAGUAAAAUAUAUCGCUGACAAGGUUGUUGCCCGUUUGUUUAAGAGGGCUAAAAACUUUCUCCACGGCCACAACUAGAGCCUGUGUAACACAAAAAGCGCUAAGAAUCGUUCAAACGUAUUACUUUAUGGCCGAUGACCCAACUGUAAAAUUUAAGCAGGUUAGUCGUAAAACGCCAAGUCAAUCUGACAGAAGUUCUGCGAAAAGCACAAGCUUAGAGAAGCACGUCAAUAAAAUGUUCAGGAAAUGGGUGCACAGUUUGCCAUUUUCUUAUUAAACAUUUCUAAUGCACUGCGAGAGAGAAUAUAUGAAAAAUGUCAUUUCUUCACAGAUUCUUCGUUGCAAUUUUCUUUUUCGCGCACCUGGUUGCCAACGCCAACAUCACCAUCAGGCUGCUCAACGUCGAGGGCGACGCCUUCCUUGAGUUCGUGCUCAAGGGCACCAUGCUCUUGUUCAACUUUCUCUUCUUCGCGUACGACAUGAUGCAUUUCAUCAUUCUGAGGCCCUGUUGCGAGGUUCUUAUAAGCUACGUUCACCAGGAGCAGGACACGCUCAAAAGAAUUCUCGCGGUAGGCGAGAAAUCGACCUUCAAGAUCACGACGCUCAUCUCGGAGUUGGAUAGGGUGAGGCUGAACCUUUCCUCGAUCGUGCAUCUGAGGAGAGUGCUCAACUCGGCCUGGCAGUUCUCAAUCAUGGCUUCCGUUGUAGUUCUCUUGAUUGUGGCUUGCAUAUGCGUCUACAGUGUGUUCGACGAAGGUGUCCCUAAAGACCAACUCCUGCUGACCAUGUCAUACUGCGGCUAUGCCACCAUCGACUUCGUUGAUGUCGCACGGCUGAGUCAGAAGAUGGCAAACGAGACACUAAAGAUGAAGGAGAGCCUGACGAAGGCUGCUGUGUUCCAUGACUCACCUGCGGAAUUCCGUCAGGUUGCCUAUCUGCGCAGCUCUAUUCGUCCAGGCGAAAUGUUCCUAACUGGGGGGAAUUUUUUCACUCUUAACAUGCCCCUUCUUGUGUCGCUUGCAGGCUCCAUAAUCACAUACUCCGUCAUCUUGGUCCAAACAAGCGACAGCGUGGAAAAUAUGACGACAGCGAGGUCAUACCAUAGCGCACCGGGAGCGCCGUCGUGAACAGCAUACGCCGCAGUUUCGCAUAAGACAUUCAAUUAAAUACAUACACAGUAAUACACCUAAGUUGUCUCA